This is a messenger RNA of Aureococcus anophagefferens, 843 nucleotides long. RefSeq lists its product as hypothetical. NCBI's taxonomy places the organism in Eukaryota, Pelagophyceae, Pelagomonadales, Pelagomonadaceae. The record is from RefSeq and is a predicted model, not a curated record. The transcript has 3 exons. The annotation marks the transcript as partial.
CCGCGGCCGACGGACCUCGUCGAGGCGCGGCACAAGAUCGCCGCGCGGCCCUUCGCGUUCCCCCUCGGCGGCGACGCGCUGGACCCGGCGACGACGGCGCUCCUAGUCAUCGACCUCCAGCGCGACUUCUGCGACGAGGGCGGCUACAUGUGCGCCAUGGGCUACGACGUCGCGCCGCUCCGCGAGCCGCUGCCCAAGGUCCAGGCGGUGCUCCGCGCGUGCCGCGCCAAGUCGAUCCGCUGCUUCCACACGCGCCAGGGCUACCGGCCAGACCUCGCGGAUCUGUCGGCCUACGCGCGGCGCAAGUUCAAGCGCGCGGGCGUGACCGUGGGUGCCGCGGGCCCCCUAGGGCGCCUCUUCGUCCGCGGCGAGCCGGGCAGCGAGAUCGUCGAGGCCGCGCGGCCCCGCGAGGGCGAGCCCGUGAUCGACAAGACGGCGAACGACGCCUUCAUCGGCACGGACCUGGACCGCCUGCUGCGGUGUGCGGGCGUGCGCCACCUCGUCGUCGUCGGCAACACGCUCGACUGCUGCGUCCACUCGACGCUGCGCCACGCGAACGACCUCGGCCUCUUCCAGCACUACGAGACGCUCCUGCUGUCGGACUGCUGCGGCUGCGUCGACGCGCGGCUCAAGCGGUCCUUCGUCGAGAGCGUCUGUCUCGAGGGCGGGCUCUUCGGCGCCGUGGCGACGUCGGCGCACUUCCUCGACGCGCUCCGGCGCUUGGACGCCGCGCCGCCGCCUCCCAAGGAGACGCCCCCCACCACGCCGCCGUCCGCGCGGAGCAGCCAGAUGGGCAGCCCCAUCGGCAUCGCCACGAAAGCGACGGUCGCCGGGGCGCUCUAG